Messenger RNA from Microdochium trichocladiopsis, 645 nucleotides. RefSeq lists its product as uncharacterized. The transcript has 5 exons. The coding region runs from base 1 to 645 and encodes 214 amino acids. The record is from RefSeq and is a predicted model, not a curated record. Lineage: Eukaryota; Fungi; Ascomycota; Sordariomycetes; Xylariales; Microdochiaceae.
AUGAGAGAAUACUGUAAUAUUGGUGCUCUGUUUGUGCCACUGUGCCCUGCGUCGCAACCACGAUUCACAAGUCUACUACAUGUCAAGUGGACUCGCAUACCCGCCGCUAGAACCUCUCGAUUGCUCCUGGCAUAUCCUCCAUUCCUCUUCUUUAAUAAUAUGCACUUGCUCCCGCAAAUUGGAGUUGUCAUUCCUCAGGGUUUCCACUUGAGCCUUCAAUUGUUGUUGAAGGUUAUAGUGAGCAUCAGCCCAAGCCAAGUGAACACUGUAUGGAAUGUCGGACAUGUUGAAUAUUCGGAGUUAUGCGCUGCGGUGUCACUGAAAAUCUACGAUGAUGGCUAUACUUUGUGUCCUUCCUCCACGCUGGCGUCUGUGGUGAAAACCUCCGUCUCUGCUACCAAGCUGCAACCUACGAUGCCCUCCAGCGGAAGGGCGUUAUUACAAUUCUCUCCUGCACAAGCGAACUUCGUUCCAACAGAAUACUUCGACACCAGCAAUUCUUGGAUUGCAGUAGAGACCAUGGCUACCGAAUCUUCAACGAUUGCAGAGGCUACAGACGUUGCUUGGGCUAUGACAGAGUCGGCUGCAGCUGUGGCUUGGGCAGCCAGACUUGUCGCAGCGCCCUCGAGACCGGGAAUCGGUUGA